GGAAGCCACUUCCCACAUGUGCUCCUCUGGUUUCCUCAUUGGUGUUCGGGAAGAGGAGGUCGGUUCCUCCCAGUGAGCUGGGUGCUAUGACACAUUAGACUUUUACGCGAGAAAAUAAAUCCCGCACAGUUGAUGUACUGCUUUAGACUUAAAGACCUCUUGGGACCUGAAAUAGUAAGAUUCUCAGGGAAAGAAGAUGCCAGCCAAGCAUUUUGUAUCCAGUGAAACUGACUUUCAAGUGAAAAAAGCCAGGGAAUCUUCAGCUUUUUCUGAAAGAUCUAUCAGAGUUUGAGCUUCAGGUAGCCUAAUGACCAGAGGGACAUCGACAGAAGGACUGAAUUCUAUAAACCUGAAGAGUAAGCUUUAAAAAAAAUCGUCAGAGGAAAGGAAUUUGUAGAAAUAAAACUGGAAACAUCGAGAAUCUUGAUGGUGUGCCAAACCAGAUGUCAACUGGAGCUCGACCAAAACCUAAAGUGCUCUCUGGCAAACGAAGCAAAGAGAGAGCAGAAAUCGAGGCGAAGGAAGCAUGCGACUGGCUCCGUGCUGCUGGGUUCCCACAAUACGCUCAGUUGUAUGAGGAUUCCCAAUUUCCCAUCAACAUUGUGGCUGUCAAGAAUGAUCAUGAGUUUCUUGAAAAGGACCUUGUAGAACCUCUUUACAGACGACUGCAUACAUUGAACAAGUGUGCCUCAAUGAAACUUGAUGUGAACUUCCAAAGGAAAAAGGGUGACGACUCAGAUGAGGAAGAUCUCUGCAUCAGCAACAAAUGGACUUUCCAAAGAACCAGCCGCCGGUGGUCUCGCGUGGACGACCUGCACACACUGUUCCCCGGAGGAGACAGGAAUGGGUCAUCGGGAGACAUUAGGAUGAGGAACACCACCAGCAGUGAAAGUGUCCUCACAGACCUGAGCGAGCCCGAGGUCUGCUCCAUUCACAGUGAGAGCAGCGGAGGGAGUGACGGUCGCGGCCAGCCGGGCAGCCACAGCGCGGGCCGCGAGCCGUUCGACUGCCCCGGCCAGUCCUGCCCCGACAGCCCAGUCAUGCUGGACGCCACGUUCGUCAGCGGCAGCCUCCCACAGUCCCCCAAAGACGUUCUCAGCUACCCCCUCCACCCAAAGAAUGAGAAAGCCACCAGGACCAGAGCCAAAUCAUUUUUGAAACGUAUGGAGACACUCCGAGGGAAGGGAGUGCACGGAAGGCACAAGGGGCCGGGGCGGACCGGGGGCUUGGUGAUCAGCGGGCCCGUGCUGCAACAGGAGCCAGAGGCCUUCAAGGCCAUGCAGUGCGUCCCCAUCCCGAACGGGGAUCUCCAGAGCUCGCCCCCCGCUGCCUGCACCAGAGGGCUCCUGAGCUCCGGCAAAUGGAGCGGGGAAAGCAGCCAGUCGUUAAACAGCGGUAGCGGGGUGAGCACGCCCGGCCCCAAGGAACGGAAAAGCCAGGAGGCCAACAAGCGCGGGGGCAUGUACUUGGAAGACCUGGAUGUGCUGGCCGGGACGGCACUGCGGGACACAGGCGACCAGAACCACGCACACGAGUUCCAUUCCCAGGAGAACUUGGUAGUACAUAUUCCCAAGGAUCACAAACCAGGAACGUUCCCCAAGGCACUCUCUAUUGAGAGCCUCUCGCCCACAGACGGUAGCAAUGGGGUUAACUGGAGGACCGGUAGCAUCUCCCUGGGCAGACAGCAGGGCCCUGGUGCCGGGGAGCCCAGACUCAUGGCGUCCUGCCACAGAGCAAGUAGAGUCAGUAUCUACGACAACGUCCCGGGCUCCCAUUUGUACGCCAGCACGGGAGACCUUUUGGACUUGGAGAAAGAUGACCUCUUCCCUCAUUUAGAUGACAUCUUGCACCACGUCAAUGGGCUCCAGGAGGUAGUGGAUGACUGGUCAAAGAACGUCUUGCCUGAGCUGCAAACACACGACGCACUGGUUGGAGAAUCUGGAUUAUGCCCCUUUCCAUCGCCUAAUCAGAUCACCUUAGAUUUCGAAGGCAACUCAGUCUCUGAAGGUCGGACAACACCCAGCGAUGUGGACAGAGCAUCUCUUAAUGAGUCGGAGGCCACUGGGGUCAGGGAAAGGAGGGAUUCUGGUGUAGGGGCCUCUCUGACCAGGCCAAACAGGCGACUCCGAUGGAAUAGUUUCCAGCUCUCGCACCAGCCUCAGCCGUCCACGGCACCCCACAUCAGCAACCAGACAGCCGGCCAGCUGAACCUGCUCCAGCGUUUCUCACUGCUUCGCCUCACAGCCAUCAUGGAGAAGUACUCCCUGUCCAAUAAACACGGCUGGACGUGCCUCUCCCCACAGGCUGCCCCAAGAGGCUCGCAUGACCUGGUUUCUGUGAAUUCUAGGUCAGUUCCAAAGUUCAUGAAGAGGAUGAAAGUUCCUGAUUACAAAGACAAGACUGUCUUUGGUGUUCCCCUCAUAGUUCACGUGCAGAGAACGGGACAGCCCCUGCCUCAGAGUAUUCAGCAAGCACUCAGAUACCUGCGUAGCAACUGCCUCGAUCAGGUGGGUCUUUUUCGAAAAUCGGGCGUGAAAUCUCGAAUCCAUGCAUUACGUCAGAUGAACGAGAGCUUCCCUGAGAAUGUCAGCUAUGAGGACCAAUCUGCUUAUGAUGUGGCGGAUAUGGUAAAACAGUUCUUCCGGGACCUCCCGGAGCCUCUUUUCACCAACAAGCUCAGCGAGACUUUCCUCCACAUCUAUCAGUAUGUCCCCAAGGAGCAGCGGCUGCAAGCAGUGCAGGCGGCCGUCCUGUUGCUGGCCGACGAAAGCAGGGAGGUCCUGCAGACGCUGCUGUGCUUCCUGAGUGACGUGGUCAACUCGGUGGAAGAGAAUCAGAUGACACCCAUGAACCUGGCUGUGUGUCUGGCCCCCUCCCUCUUUCAUCUUAAUUUACUGAAGAAAGAAAGCUCCCCCAGAGUCAUACAGAAGAAAUAUGCCACCGGGAAGCCAGAUCAAAAGGACCUCAGUGAGAACCUGGCCGCGGCUCAGGGGCUUGCCCACAUGAUCACAGAAUGCGACAGACUGUUCGAGGUCCCACAUGAGUUGGUAGCCCAGUCCCAUAACUCAUACGUGGAGGCUGAGAUCCACGCUCCGACUCUAGAAGACCUGGGGUCCCAGCUGGAGGAGAGCGGAGCAACUUUCCAUAUGUACCUGGAACAUCUCGUCCAGGGGCUCCAGAAAGAAGCCAAGGAGAAGUUCAAAGGCUGGGUCACGUGCUCCAGCACAGACAAUACAGAUCUUGCUUUCAAAAAGGUGGGGGACGGGCAUCCGCUGAAGCUAUGGAAGGCCUCUGCGGAGGUCGAAGCGCCCCCCUCGGUGGUUCUGAAUCGUGUGCUGAGAGAGCGUCACCUGUGGGAUGAGGAUUUUGUGCAGUGGAAGGUUGUGGAAACUCUGGACAAGCAAACAGAAAUCUAUCAGUACGUGCUGAACAGCAUGGCCCCCCAUCCUUCCAGGGACUUCGUGGUUCUCAGGACCUGGAAGACAGACCUGCCCAAAGGAACAUGUACCCUGGUGUCCCUCUCCGUGGAGCACGAGGAAGCCCAGCUCAUGGGCGGCGUGCGGGCCGUGGUGAUGGAUUCUCAGUACUUGAUAGAACCUUGUGGCUCUGGCAAAUCGAGACUGACCCACAUCUGCAGGAUAGACCUGAAAGGUCACUCCCCAGAGUGGUACAGUAAAGGCUUUGGACAUCUGUGUGCAGCAGAAGUUGCCAGGAUUAGAAACUCUUUUCAGCCCCUCAUUGCUGAGGGUCCAGAAACUAAAAUCUGAGUUUUCCCCAGUGCAACAUCAAACUCAGGGAAGAGGAAGUGAACGGAAACACUUGUGGGAGAGGCUGCUCGUGAGAAAGCGAGAGAGAGAGAGAGAGAGAGAGAGAGAGACGUGGUUAAUGCUGAAAAAUGGAAACACUGAGAAGUCGGAAUGUUGAAGAGGCAAGUAUUGCUGAGAACUUUCCUAGCCUUCCUGGAGACGGCUACAUCCCUACUAAUAUAAUAUUUUUAAAAAUCGGAACAUUUAUCUAUGUUACUUAAAAUUAAAUGGAUUAUUUCUUGUGCAUUGCCUAAUUUGCUAUUUAAAGGCUUCUAAGAAGCAUACUCUUAACUGUAAAUAAAUGUAUGUAUAGCAUAUGUACAUAUGUGUGUAUAUCUCUGUCUUCACUGUAUAUAUGCACAGUAUCAAUUUUAUAUAUAAUUGCGUCUUUUGAAAAGGAAUGCAUCUGACUCAGUGAGUCCCUUCCUCACUCACGUGGUUCUUUCCGAGUUGCUCUGGGCCCAGCCCCCCACUGUCCUGCUGCUAACACCCAGGUAUGAAAAUGUGUAGUCUGUCGGUCUGCCCCGAUGUCUAACCAAAGAUUAGCUAACCAAAGGAAAACAACAUUGAAAGUUGUUAUGUGUUGUCAGUUUGCUUGCGUCCUUCAAAAACUGAGCUUGGAGUGCUGGAGAAUGCUGGGAAAAGAAUACUUACUCCUCUUAAAAGCACAGAAGUAGAGUAGAAGCCAUGACCAAGUAUAAGGCUAGGUUGCCAGUAGCCAGUAGACCCAGCCGGAUGCAGUUUGGUGAAAUGUCAGAUGCCCACGGGCCACUGGAGUCAGGGCAAGUGACUGCAAGAACUUCAUUGCCCUGCUGGUUAGAGCCAAAUAUAAUAGCCUUUGCAUAGUCAAAGCCCAAGGGAGCCUCUGUGUUUUAUCGAGUUUUCAUAGAUACAUUUUAUCAUGUUCCUAAAUGUCAUUCUGUAUGACCAGUGGCCUUUUUGGUCACAGUUAAUCAGCAUUUUCUUACCGAUACAUUGCACUGAAUUUAACUCUGGACACCAGACGGGGGAGGCGAUGGUCAGUUGAGAGUCCUGGACCAUUACAGCUUCAGGGAAUUCUUAUUUUGCCAUGGAGGAUGUUCUUAAGAUAUAAUUCGUUAAACUUUUGCAAUUUAAAAGACAGGGUUUUAAACUAACAAUAAGACCAAAACUGUACUCUGCGAAAAUAGAACUCUUAGAAAAUAUAAACAGGUUUCUCAAUUUCAUAUUUCUUCAUUAGCCAGUCAAGCUACCUACACGUUUGACCCAAACUUAUUUAUUAUUGUAUAGACUAAGCAGAUUGACUCUCCUUAACCCAUUGCUAAUGGAUUUAAGUUGUGGAGUUUUUUUGUUAAUUGUAAUUCGACAAUGGUAGAGAGAAAGAUAAGUUAUUAUGCUUGGCUUCAGGAAGAGAUUUUCUUUGGUAAUCCAUGAAGAUUGGCAUCAUAACUUAGCAACUGGUAUGGGAGGAAAAAAAAAACCUUAAAUGAGUGUUUUCCCUUUCUUUUGUAUUGUUAUGCAUUUAUGUUAUUAUGUAAUGUUUUUCCUAUCAGCAAUGUGCAAUUCUUUUAUUGAGAGAAAUAAAAAUAUUAUAUAUGA
Molecule: messenger RNA, 5384 nt
Organism: Prionailurus viverrinus (fishing cat)
Lineage: Eukaryota; Metazoa; Chordata; Mammalia; Carnivora; Felidae
Gene: STARD13
Product: StAR related lipid transfer domain containing 13
Exons: 17
Coding region: 444-3767 (1107 amino acids)
Biological process (GO): regulation of Rho protein signal transduction; signal transduction; actin cytoskeleton organization
Molecular function (GO): lipid binding; GTPase activator activity; protein binding
Source: RefSeq, a predicted model, not a curated record